This is a messenger RNA of Ctenocephalides felis (cat flea), 1568 nucleotides long. It is a transcript of the gene Rpn5, whose product is annotated as 26S proteasome non-ATPase regulatory subunit 12. Gene Ontology annotation, cellular component: cytoplasm; proteasome regulatory particle, lid subcomplex; nuclear proteasome complex. The coding region runs from base 112 to 1494 and encodes 460 amino acids. The record is from RefSeq and is a predicted model, not a curated record. The transcript has 9 exons. NCBI's taxonomy places the organism in Eukaryota, Metazoa, Arthropoda, Insecta, Siphonaptera, Pulicidae.
AGAAUAUGAAUGAAUUGUAUUUAUGCAGUUGACGCGUAAAGUGCUUAUUUUCACAAGUCAGAGUAAUAAUAUUUUGUUACUUUUCGCUUAUUUAUUAUAGUAAAAUAGAAGAUGGCUAACACAGAGAAUCUUAAUUCUAUUGACACUGGUCGAGUAAUAAAAAUGGAAGUUGAUUACAGUACGACCUGUGAUCAGAGAAUACCAGAAUGUGAAGCUUUAGCAGCAUCAGGGAAGAUUCACGAAAGUUUAGAGAAUUUACUUGCUUUAGAAAAACAGACAAGAACUGGAGCUGAUAUGGUAUCAACAGGAAGAGUUUUAGUUGCAGUUGUUCAAAUAUGUUUCAAAGCAAAGAAAUGGGAUCUUUUAAAUGAGCAUGCCACUUUGUUAGCCAAGAGAAGAUCUCAGCUAAAGCAAGCGGUGGUAAAAAUGGUGCAGGAAUGUUGCACAAUGGUAGAUCAAAUGCCUACUCAAGAGUUAAAAGUAGAGUUUAUUAAAACUUUGCGCAAUGUUACGGAGGGCAAAAUUUAUGUAGAAGUUGAAAGAGCUCGUUUAACACAAAAACUGGCAGAUAUAUUAGAGAAGGAAGGAAAACUUAAAGAGGCUAGUGCCUUGAUGGAAGAACUGCAGGUUGAAACUUAUGGUUCAAUGGAUAAACGGGAAAAAGUUGAACUGAUGUUAGAACAAAUGCGUCUCUGUUUUGCCAGAAAAGAUUUAAUACGUGCAAGAAUUAUAUCUAAGAAGAUAAAUGUGAAAUACUUCGAAGACAAUACAACACAAGAAUUGAAAUUACGGUAUUAUUCAAUACUCAUUGAUGUUGACCAGUAUGAAUUUAAUCAUCCUGCUACUGUUCAUCACUAUUUGGCAAUCUUGCAUACACCUAUAACUCAAGAGAACCCAGAAAAGUUGCAUGAAACAUUAAGAAAUGUCGUAAUUUACCUUGUGCUAUCCCCUUAUGAUAAUGAGCAAUCAGACCUGCGUCAUAGGGUUAUGUUAGAUAAAUCGCUCGAAGAAGUUCCACUGUAUAAAGAAUUAUUACGUCUAUUUAUAAAUCCCGAAUUAAUUAAAUGGACCGGUCUUUGUGAUUUAUAUGAAAAAGAACUGCGGAAAGGCCAUGUAUUUGGACAUACCACAGAAGGGGACAGACGGUGGGCUGAUUUAAAGACUCGUGUGGUCGAACAUAAUAUUCGAAUUAUGGCUUCUUAUUAUACAAGAAUAUCACUUCAACGAAUGGGUCAACUUUUGAAUUUAAAUCUAGCUGAGACAGAAGAAAUUUUAUCACAAUUGGUAAUUUCUGGUACUGUAAGAGCUAAAACAGAUCGCCCUACAGGAGUUGUACACUUCUCUCAUUCUCAGGAUAUAUCUGAUAGGUUGAACGAAUGGGCAGGUCGCCUCACCUCACUGAUGCAAUUGGUUAAUAAAACCACACAUCUAAUUAAUAAAGAGGAGUGUGUUCAUAAGCAUUUGCUUGCUACAGGCCCACAUAAUAUGGAUUGAAAAUAAAUGAAGUAUAAUUUUAUAAUUAUAUCUGCCAAUUUAAAAUGGAUUGUCCAAUUAUAAUGAAUGAGUUU